Messenger RNA from Castor canadensis (American beaver), 10395 nucleotides. RefSeq names its product crystallin beta-gamma domain containing 3 (gene Crybg3). Lineage: Eukaryota; Metazoa; Chordata; Mammalia; Rodentia; Castoridae. Gene Ontology annotation, biological process: visual perception; lens development in camera-type eye. Gene Ontology annotation, molecular function: structural constituent of eye lens. The record is from RefSeq and is a predicted model, not a curated record.
CACCGGCGCGGGGAGCGAGUGGCGUCCGCUCCUCUCCCGCCCGGGAGGUACUGAGCCGCACUGGCGGCUCGCGCGGAGUCAGUCCUGCCUUCGUCCGGUCCCGAGGCGCCUGCCGGGCUGGGCUCCGGGCAGCCCCUAGUCCAUUCCCCGUGGACGGCCGCGGGCCAGCGCACGCUCUGGGGAGAUGUCCGGCGGUCGGAGGAGGGGCAGCGCCCCCUGGCACAGCUUCUCUCGGUUCUUCGCUCCCCGAAGCCCUUCCCGGGACAAGGAAGAGGAAGAGGAGGAGAAGCCGGGCCCGCCGCCUGCUCCGGGCCGAGGCGCUGCCAGUGUUGAAAAUGAGCUCAUGAGCACAAGUCCGAAGAAGGAAAAUGUACUUUCUUCAGAAGCAGUAAAGAUUCUCCAAAUUGAGGACAAAAGAAACCAUGCUGAGAAGUCAGUUAUUCCUCCAACCCAAGAAGAUACCAAAAAGCCAAAUGACCUUUCCAGUUCUGUUUCAGAUACCAAAACAGGAGAAAGUGAUAGGCACCCAAAAGAAAGCUUUUUUCAAUUUCUUGGUAACUUAUUCAAUAUCUCAGGAAAAUCUUCACUUGGGGAUGCUAAGCAAUCUUCUUUCAAAGAUGACCAUGAUAAAACUGAAAAAGAUUCACAGAUUCCUAGUGACUCUCAUGAGGAAGGACUAAAAAGGGAGAAGGAGAUUUUUAGUGACUUGCUGGAAAACCAGACCCUUCCAGUAGAAGAGCAAGAAUCCAGCUCAACAGAACCCUCAGAUGCCUUUCCUUUGGAUACAACACAAGACAGUGAACAGGAAACCACUGAUUUGCUGAAACAAACUGAUGAUAAACCAGAGAGGCCUUCAGUAACAUGCACUUAUCAAGGCCCUUGGCAAAUUAGGAAAUAUUUAAGGCAACAGACCACGUUGGAAACUGUGAAUCCCUUAGAUAGAGAAAAUGAAGGUUCUGACUGUAGUGCAGACACACACAUUGACCCUGGAAGUGAAAUUGAGAAUGGGAUAGUGCUGUUAUCAGCCAGCACAGACAUAUCCAAGGAAGGAUAUUUGCUUGAAGGUCCAUUGGAAGAUUCUGUUUGUAGCAAAAUAAAUCUCAACACAGAAAGCCAUCUGACAAAAAUUCCAGAACUGCAGAACAUUGAUUCUUCCAGAGAUGUUUUAAAUAAAAAUUAUCCUGGGAGUCCUGAGAGAAAUCAUUCAUACUCUUCUUCUGUGACUAACUCCCACUACACUGUUGGAGAAUCAGACUCAUACCAUUUAAGUUGUAUACCAGUUUCUCAGACUGAAACAAAUUUGGCAUGUUCACCUUUGAUUACAGGAAGUAAGGGUAGUGAAGUCUGUUGUCUAGAAUUUCACAGGAAAACUUCAACAAAAAAUACCAUGAGAGGAAAUAGCUCUAUGAUGAGUGAUGGGACACUGUGCCAAGAAGAGAAUGUUGAGUCUCAGAGACUUGUUUCUGAUUUCUCUUAUAGUACAUCUGAAGGGGGUGACACUACCAAACUGGAAAGCACAGAUUUGCUAAGUCCAAAUAAAUCAACUAGGUAUGAAUAUCUGCAGUUGCCAGAGAGUAAGUGUUCUAACAAGCAGACUGUAGAUAACUCAUCAAAGCAGGCUGCCAGUCACACUAGCACCAUUGCUCUCCAGGGACAUGCUGUAACAGACACAGAACUUGUAAAUAAAGGAAAGAGGUUGUCUCCCCAAGACUCACAGAAAAAUUUGGCUGUUACAGAAAUCAAACACCAACCAAAAAGUACUUCAGUAGGUGAACCCACAACUUCAAGUCAUGUAAAAACUCCAAGAGACAAAAGUGAGUUAUUACUGAAAUAUACUGACCAAUUGUUUGAAAUAGAAGCCAAAAAGCUUGAUUUUGAAGCACAUAACAAAAAUCCUCAUGUUAUGAGAAUAAAUAAAAAGAACUCUGCCUCUAUAAAAUACGUCAGUGAGUCAACAGCUGUAGCAUGUUUAGAAAAUAAAAUGUCACCAGUACUGAAAUUUGAAAUUAACAGAAAUCGCAUUUCAGAAUCUCUUCACUCCGAGAAUCCUCAACAAUCCAGAAUAUCACCUGAUGAUAAAACAUCUUUUAUCCUUGAAAGUAAAAAUUCAAAUUUCAGUACUUCAACUCCUACCUUUCUUUCUGGGAUUGACAUGCUGAGCAAGUUGGAUAUUCCUGUUUUAAACACUGAGGGAUCUUCUGUGUUUAUUGAAACUGGAGAUGCCAACAUUGUUGAUUUUUCCUGUCAGUCUGGUGAGUGUCAAGAAGAAAAUGUGGCAAAUCAUGUUGAGGUUGUGGAUAAGAAGAGUUCUCCUCCUCCCCUUCACUUUGGACAUGCAUCUACAGUUCUUGAAUCCAAGGAAAUUCUUCCUGAUAGUGAAAAAUGUCAGUUUCCUCUAAGUCCUGAAACAGAAGGCACUUACUUACCUGGGUUGGACCUGUUUAACUUUGAGCCUAGCAGCUUCUCUAAGGAUCACAGUUCUGUUUCAUUUCAAGACCCCAGUAAAUCAGAGUUAAUGCCUUCAAAUACUAAAGCAAGUAGGAGCACAAUAGAGAAGUCUGAUUCUCUUUCCUUAGAAAGGAAAACUGCUAACAUUGGUAAAAUUUUAUCAAAUGGUGAGAUUGAUAGUCAGAACAAUGUUCCAGUAGAGUCAGAGUCUGGAAGAGCAAACUCUAUAGCCUUGUCCAAGGUAUCUGUUUCUGAAGUAGAGCCUAGAGACACUUCUCAGGAUAACGUUUCUAUUUCUCCGGUAGAGUUUGAACAUGAGCCAGUGAAGACUGUGUUAUCAAAAUUAACUUCUCCAGCGAUUAAGCAAGAAAAAAGUAUUCAGUCAACUGAUCAUAAUAAAGAGAUUAGAGAGAAAUGUUCAGAUGCUGGCUUUAAAGAGAAUUUCCAGGUUAAGAUUUCUCUUCCUGCCUCCAGACAUCAAAGUAUGCAAGAAACAGAGGUAAAUGCUUUAGAUGAUCCUACUUCUCUUCUCAAAAGUAAUCUGCCUGGGAUUUUACCAGAUAAAGAGGAGAAAAGCACUAGGCAUAUGGCACAGAAUUUUGAAGCUGACACUUGUAUGGUUAGUAAAUAUUUGAAUACUUGUGAGACUGAACAGUGCCCUCUUUCAGAAAUGGCAGAACUCAACUUAACUGGUAUUUCCUCAACAAUCCAAGAUACUGACAGCCCCAAAGUAACUUUGCCUUUUCUGAAUUCUGAUAGCAAUUUGGAAAAUAGUGUGUUUGCAACUGAGGAUUCAAGCUUGCUUAAUGUGACUGUGCCAAGAGCAGAAAACAAAGCCUCAUCUCACAGGGGAGAGAGCCAUCAUUGUCUGAGUAGUGGUACUGAUAGUGCGCCUUCUUCUUCUCAUCAAUCUGAGGAAGUUGGUAUGGUUAUAAAUUCACAUGAUCCCUCUUGUAAUUUUGAUUCUGUGAAAGUUACCAUAGAUCCCACACAUGAAGAUGCUUCCAUAACUAAACUUCUAGACCGUAAUAGCUCUUAUUUGGAAUUAGAGACAACUAUCCCAAUAAGGACAGAAGUAACUUCAUUUCAGGAAUGUUUUGGGAUUCAUAAUGGGAAGGUAUCUCUUACGUUCCCAACCACUGCUCAUAUUGACAAUCCCAUGGAAGCAGAGACUAGAGCAGUUGCUGGGGCUCCAGUGUCAGUUAACAGCUUAUACCAGCAGUGUUCUGAAGCCUCUGCUGACCAUAUAGAAGCAAAGAGAAGAGCACAUGACAAACUUUUGGUCCUCAGAAGUAGUUUGCUCAAAAAGGCUGAUGUAUUGAUUGAGGAGAUUUUUAAUUGUGUAAGGGAAGAGCUAAAAUCCAAACAUAUAGUUAGUACCUGGCAGGAGCAUAUAGCCAUAGAUAGUGUAAUGAAUCAAGGUACCCUGAAUGAAGACAACCCUGAGAAAAACUCAUCAGAAGUGACAUUAACAGGGAUCCAGCUGGAAAAGUGUUUGGAAAAGCAGGGCAUGGAAAGCAUGUCAGAAGUGAAGGAAGAAGAGAAGGCCUGUGUUUCACAUGCAGUUGGUGAGACAAGUCUCCUUUUUGAUUUUGAUAAAAAGAAUGUAUCUUGUUUGUUAGAAGAUCAAGCUAGGGAAUUAGUCAAUGAGGUUAUUUAUUCAGCCCAAAAAAAUUUGAUAAAUGAUACGUUUGAAGAUACUGAAGAUACCUGGGAUACUGAACCUCAGGCUAAUACUUCAAAAAUUCUGAACAAUGAUAAUGUUAAGCCACGUGAUGUGGUUAGGGAGUUCUUGGUAUCGGAACAGGAGGUAAAUCAAAACACAUGUGAAAUUAGUGAAAAUAAAAUAUUAAGGAACUCCUUCUCCAUAAGUGACUUAGUUAGUGACACAGAGUCAAUUAAAGGAAAAGAAAUUGUUCUGUACCAAAAAACUCAACUUUCUGUAAGUGGAGCUGGACAUUCUGAUAUAAAUUUGCGGGAAUCAGAUACUAUUUUACAAGCUAAAGACAUGCUCCACAAAGGGCUAGAUGAUAGGGUAAAAACACAUUUAUUUGUCAAUGAGGACUCUAAAGAGAAAGAAGAAAUAGAACAUGUGGAUCAUCACAAAGCAGAGAUAGAAGGUAGAGGAACUCUUGUAUUAAAUUUCAAAUGGCCUCCAUUUGUGAAUGAUGACAUCCAUGCACCUGGUACAUCCAAAAGUAGUUUGUCUGAUAGUCUUGUAUGUAUAUCUGAAAAAACUUUACCAGGACAUAGUAAAAGCACAUCUCUUACAAUGUCAGAAAUGGGGAAAAUACACAAAAAGGAUAAUGAAGUAAAUGUAGGAAAAAUCGAGUUUAUACCUUCCAUAUUAGAUAUGGGAAAAACAAACAAAAGGGAUGCUGAGUUGAAUAUUAGGAAAUAUGAGGCAGCCCCUCUUAUGUUAGAUAUAGGAAGAGCACAUAAAAGGGAUGCUGGAAUAAAUAUUACAAAAAUUCAGCCAGAAACUGACAUUUUUAAAAUGGGAGAAGUAUACCAAAUGGAUGCUGAAAGGUAUGUUGAAAAACCUGAGGAAUUACCUGUCACCUUAGAAAUGGAAAAAGUUUGUAAGAUGGAUACUGAAGGGGAUGUUGGCAAAACUGAGGUGAUGCCUCUUACAUCAGAAGUGAAAAACAUCCACCAAAAAGAUGCUGAGGGGGACAUUAUAAAGGCUGAGGUGACACCUGUUGCAAUAGAAAUGGAAAGUAUUUAUCAAAAGCAUGCUGAAGGGGAUGUUGGCAAGACUGGGGUGACAUCUGUUAUGUCAGAAGUGGAAAAUAUCUACCAAAAAGAUGGUGAGGAAAUUACUGAAAAUACUAUAGUGAUACCUGUUACCCUUGAAAUGGAAGGUAUUUACCAAAAGGAUGAUGGAGAUGUUUUAAAGAAUGAAGUGACACCUGUUGGAUUAGAAAGGGAAGAUACUUACCUAAAAGAUACUGAAAGAGAUUCUGACAAAACUGAGGUGAUGCCUGUUACAGUAGAAGCAGUAGAUACUUAUCAAAAGGAUGCUGCAGGGGCUGCUGGAAAGACUGAGAGACUUGUGUUGGAAAUGGCACCUACUUAUGAAAAGAUUGCUGAAGAGAUUAUUGGAAAUACUGAAAUGAUACCUUUUGUGUUAGAAGUGAAAGAAGCACCCAAGAAAGCAGCACUUGGUUCCCCAGAAAUGGAAAAUAAAGACAAGUGGUAUGCUAAAAAGACUAAUGUAACAAUUGUGCCCUUGCCUCCUGAGAGAGAAAUGGAAAUAACAUCCCCAGAAGAUUCUAGUGAGAAUAUUGGGAAACCUGAAGCAUUACGCACAGUAGUAGAGUUUGAGAAGACACAUGGGACAAGACUGGAAUUCACUCUUACACAAGUGGAGGCCAUGCCUCCUGCAUUUGAAACUGAAAAAGCACAGGAGGAUGUGGAAGGGAGUUUUGGAGAGAUGGAAGAGGAACCCACUGAAGAAAGGGGAGGCUUGAUAUUGCAUGAUGAUAGACUUGCUUCACAUUUCAGGGGGUAUGAAUCACCUACAUUAAGUAAGGACUAUGAGGGCUACCCAGCCUUAGCAAUGCCAGAUUUUCAACCUGAGGACACAGAAGUACGGCUCAAUAAAAUAAUGUCUGUUACUACAGUGUAUGACAGAACAAACAAUCUAGAUUUUAUCAAUGAAAAGGAAGAAUCUAAUUUAGCCUUUGUUUCUCAGGAUGAACAAGAAAAUACUUCCUAUACUAUAUUAUAUGAAGAGCCCCUUCAAAAUGAGCACAAGCAUGCUUCUUCAGAAGUAAGAGGAGCACGGUCUAUCUUGUUACCUGACAUGUCUCCUGACAGCAUGCCUGUCCUGGCAUGUGAAAGGUCUGAAAGUAGAACUGACCUUGUCCAUCAUUUUGAAAAAGAAACUAAAUUAGGUGAGACAUUUGAUGGCGAUAGUUCAGAAAUGUUCCUAUCAGUGGAGGCCAAAAGGUACAAAAUUUAUCCCUUAGCUUUGAGUCCCAUUUAUGAGGAUGACAGCUCACAGGAGGACAUUCUGUCCAACGAGGUCUCACCUGGUCACCAUGGAUCCACAAAAUCAAGAGAGAGUGCAAACCAUUCAUCUUCUGUUUUGUCACUUCUCCAGUCAGUAUCAGAGCGCUUAAAGAUGAAUUUUGAUGAAGAUGAUAGACGAGCAGCUGAGGAAGAAGAGGAGGAAGAGGAAGAAAUGGCAUUACAAAAAGGUUUGAGAGCUCAAAAGAGGGAGCAUGUUACCUUCCACUUGCCAGAUCCUUCUGUCACAUUUUACCCUGAUGAUGACCAGGAAGGCACCGGGCUUUCUAAGAAUUUAUAUUUAAGAUCGAAUGAACCUGCUACUUCCAACCGGCAAAUUGGUCCGUGGUCAGAAAAAGCCUCAUUUCUACAGAAAUCUGACCUUACUUCUAAACUACAUUCUUCUUUAAAGAGUGCUUAUCAUCAGUAUUUGCAGACAUCCAAAGCUAAUUCCUCAGAAAAAGGAGCCAGAUUUGGUGGGAUCUUUCAGGAACCAGUGUCAAAAUAUUUCCGUGUUCAUGACAACUCAGGCAGAUUGAGCCCAUUCGUAGAGAAUGUUGACAAACAAACUUUGAGAUGUAACCCAAGGCCUGGUAAGAUGGUUAUCUAUGAUCUCCAAAGAAAUAAAUAUAAACAAGAGAUCUACGGUAAUAUUCUUGAUGCCACAGCAUGGUCUUUUCCAAAUGGCGUGCUAAUCAAAGUUGUAAGGGGCUGCUGGAUUUUAUAUGAGAAACCACAUUUCCAAGGUCAGAAAUGUGUGUUAGAAGAAGGGGAAAAGGUGUUAAAUCGUGACUGGAUUCUUCAGAACAGAAAGCAUCCACAAAGAAACUUUGUAUUAGGUUCAAUCAAACGUGUCUUAAAGGAUUGCAGCAUUCCAGAGAUAGAGCUUUGCCCACAGUCUGACCCAGCAUGUUGUCCUAUGUAUAUACAGCGAGCAGUCGCCAAUUUGGAAGAGCUGAAUAUACCCAAAUCUACAUCCUUCACUGUGAAGUCAGGAGUUUGGCUUGCCUACCCAGACAUUAAUUUUAAGGGGCAAGCUACAGUUUUAGAGGAAGACCAUGGACUUUUUGAGAUUUCUGCAGCAGAACUGAAAUCACUAUAUCCGCUUCAAAUGGGUGGACUAAAAGUAGAAAUGCCUAUGAACUUAAAGGUUAUUAUUUAUGAAAAACCUCACUUCCAUGGACGGGUCAAAGAGUUUAGUGAACAUAUAUAUUCGGUCCCUAACUUUUUAAAAAAUGAUAGAGAAUUUCAUGGAAUUGGUUCAAUUCGUGUCAUCGGUGGAGUGUGGGUUGCCUAUGACAAAGAACAUUUUAAAGGACAACAAUUCCUACUUGAAGAAGGAGACUUUGAAGAUAGUAAUGCCUGUGGGGCAUUAAUUGGCCCCAUCUUAUCUUUCCGGUACUUACAAGCUAAUUUUAUAGAAUCUUCUAUCACCCUGUUUGAAUCUGACCUUGAAAGUGGGAAGUUUAUUGACAUUACAAAUCAGGAAAUUUGUGACUUAGAAGAAAUUGGCUUUGGCAGUGAAACACGAUCCAUUCAUGUUAAAAGUGGAGUGUGGGUUGCCUACCAGCAGAAGUUCUUCUGUGGAGAACAAUAUAUUUUAGAGAAAGGAAAAUACAAAUGCUUUUUUGACUGGGGAGGAUCAAAUAAUAUUAUCUUGUCAAUCCGACCUGUCCAACUGGAACCCCUUGGAAUAAAUGAACCUCCACAUUUGCUCAAAGCAUUCAGUAAACCAGAAUUCCAAGGUGAAAGUAUAGAUUUUACAAAAGAAAUUGCUGAUUUUACUUCAUUUAAACCAGGUUCUUUUAAAGUUCUCCGAGGUUGCUGGCUUCUGUAUUACCAAGAGGAUGUUUUUUAUAAUCAGUGUGUAUUAGAAGAAGGCCUCUAUGCUGACCUUACUUCUUGUGGCUGUCCAACAUCUAGCGUCAAAGCCCUCAAGCCCAUUGACUAUGUUUUUGAAGAACCCUCCAUAAGCCUUUUUGCUCUGGAACAUUGUGAGGGAAGAGAGUUACAUCUUGAAGAGGCUGUGAAUUCUGUUUUGAACAAAGACCUGCACUUCUAUACUCAGUCUGUGUGGGUAAGAAGUGGACUAUGGAUAGCUUAUGAAGGAUCCAAUUUCUUAGGAAGACAAAUCCUACUCGAGCCUAAUGAGAUCCCAAAUUGGACAGCAUUUAGUGGAUGGAAAACAAUUGGUUCCCUCCGUCCUAUGAAGCAGCCUGCAGUAUACAUCAGAAUAAAGAACCGAGCCCACGAUAGAUAUCUGACAGUCACUGGAAGUCUAGCUGACACCAGGGCGAUGUCUGUGUGUCUCUCUCCCUAUUGUGGAAAGGAUACUCAGAUCUGGCACUACUGUCGAGGACUUUUUAAAUCCAAGGCCAGUGGUACAUGUCUUGAUGUGAUUGGUGGCCGGGACACACCUGGAGCUAAGGUAGCCCUAUGGACUGAACAUGGUCAAUUCAGGCAGAAGUGGAGACUGAAUAAAAACAGGACCAUCAGCUCUUAUCUCAGUGAUCAACUUGUCCUUGAUGUUAAAGGAGGAACCUAUUAUGACAAGACUCAUGUUAUUGUAAAUCAGCCCCUGGAGGGAGAAGAAACACAGCAAUGGGACAUUGAGAUAGUGUGAGAAUCAAAACCAUUCCUACAAAGUACAAAGGAACCUUACCUCAUUGUCCUGCAGAGAGGAAAGGAAGCCACUGUGCUGGAUUGCUGAGCAGAAUGAACUUUUUCCAAGGCUUUAUGACCACUGGCUCUUUAACCGUGGAAAAGCUCAAGAUAUACUUAGCAGUUAUUCGUUGUUCCUAUGAAGAAAAUGUUAUGAUUUCUAGGAAAGGUUCUAUUCCCAGUGGUUACCAGUUGUGGUGAACAAGUUUCUUGAAGUCUAUUCUCUCUCUUAACCACCAAACAUGAAUCCUACUCCUGAUGUACCAUUAUAGGACACCAGUGACAUGGUCUUCUGUAUCAGUUAGUAUUCUGCUACAUGCUUGUGUGGAGUGCUAGUCAUAGGGAAGGACACUCCUAUAGGUUGUCAUACGUUUGCAAAGAGAUGAAUAAUUUUUAGCAACAUUAGGCAAAAGCACCCAUGCUGGAAUAUUUUCUGUGGCUAUUCUUUACUGUUUUUUAAACUAAAACAGUGUAACUUUAGAGCACCCAUCUUGUAGUCCAUUGUUAACAGAAAUCCCUGUAUGUCACAAGACCAUUAAUAAUGGUCACCUAUUCCUGGUGCUGACACUUCAUCCUUGAUUUUGCCUGAUUUGUGCUAAAGAGAAGUUUUACACACACACACACACAGUCAAUAUACUUAAAUAUAUAUAGACUAUAUGUCAGUUUUUUCUUCAUCUGCCUGAAGUAAAAGGAAAUUCUGUAUGUUCAAAUUAAAGUGUUUGGGCUUUGACCGUACCAUCUUACUUUGAGUAAAGGUACAGUUGAUUUCUUUAUUCAGUAAUAGAAAACUCAGUUUUCACUCCCAUUUUAAAUAGCUUACAGUUAAGCAAAAUCAGGUAGGAAAUCAUCUCUGGGGGCUUAGUUUCCAAUAAUCCAUUACCAUCUUUAACAGCACAACUCAUAACCAUGUUUUCCUUCCUGGGUUAGAUUUAAACUUAACCUUGAGACAACUGUUCCUUUCAUCCCCAGCUUUUACCAGGAAAAAAAAAAUGCUGUAUUUUUAUAUAGAAAGAUUAAAUUCUCUAGUGAUAUAUUUUAAAAUAUCAACCUUCUCUAUGCACUUUAGAAUGUAAAAUAACAGUGGAUAGUUUGAAUACAAAGACCCACUAUUUUGAGUAUUUUUUAUAGACUUGGUCUUUCCAUGUAAAUACUGUAUUUUUUCCUUCAGUCUCAUGCUUUUUUCAUCUUUUAAGCAGAAUCUGAAAAAAGUCCCCAUAUCCAUAUGUUGAGUGCCUCUCAUGGGUGUGGUAAUAUUAUUUAAUGGAACUUAUA